Molecule: messenger RNA, 2530 nt
Organism: Drosophila grimshawi
Lineage: Eukaryota; Metazoa; Arthropoda; Insecta; Diptera; Drosophilidae
Gene: dsb
Product: lysosome membrane protein 2
Exons: 8
Coding region: 397-2262 (621 amino acids)
Cellular component (GO): cytoplasm; membrane
Molecular function (GO): scavenger receptor activity
Source: RefSeq, a predicted model, not a curated record
ACGACACACGACACAUGCUCGGGAGUAGUGCGCGAUCGCGUCUUGUGCUUCUCGAUUUUGGUUUCGGUUUCGAUUUCAGUUUUGUUGUGUGGUGUUUUCAAUUUAAAUAAUUGCAAGCCAUAGCAAACGCAUAACGAAUACACUCGAAAAUGGCUCAUUGUGCAUUGUGUGCCCAAAGAUAUUAAGGAUAUGCGAAUUCUCCAAACAUUGCCAGCAAACAAAAACCCAAUUUUAAUUACUCGAAAAUGCGGCUGAUUUGUUAGCAGAAAACGAAAACGAAAGCGAAAGAAAAAAAUAAAGUAAAUUUAGCUCCCAAACUAAUUGGAGAAAAAUCCUCUAAAUUUUUUUUUGGAUUAGCAGCAGUGCAAAAGGAAUUUUAAUCGAAAAAUUUGAAUUAUGGGCUUAGAAAAACAUUAUUUGAGAUAUGGACGCACGGCUCGAGAUCAUCUACUCGACUGGGCCAGCUGUGGGCGUGGUCGACAACAGCGGCAGCAACAGCAGCAGCAACAACUGCAACAACAACAACAACAGCAACAACAAAAUCAGCUACAAGGGUCAACUGACACGAGGCGGCGUUCACGCCCACAUGUAACACACAGAGGAACGCCGCUGUCCAUGCUAAUAUCGCAUGGCGUUAAGAUUAGCAAUAAUAGACUAGCUGUGAUAAUUAUCGGUAUAGUAACAUUAAUCUUAGGUAUAGUUUUAUCAUCCAUACCAUGGCUGGAUUAUUUUAUACUAAAGAAUUUAAGGCUGUGGAAUGACACAUUAAGCUAUCAUUAUUGGCAAAGGCCCGGCGUUAUACGCCUAACCAAGGUCUAUAUCUACAAUGUAUCCAAUCCGGAUGGCUUCCUCAGUGGCGAGAAGCCCAAGCUGCAGGAGGUGGGUCCAUUUGUCUACAGAGAAGACAUGGAGAAGGUGAAUGUGAAAUUCCAUGAGAACAAUUACACGGUGUCAUAUCAGCAUAAGAAAAUAUUACAAUUUGUUCCUGAACUGAGUAUUGAUAAGAAUACGCCCAUAGUUACGCCCAAUAUACCAUUGCUGACCCUCACUAGUCUGAGUCCCAAGCUGGGCUAUCUGCUGUCUAAAACAAUAUCCAUAGUGCUAACUGCCGCCCAGCUGAAGCCGUUUAUCAAUGUGACUGCGGAUCAGCUGGUCUUUGGGUAUGAUGAUGCGCUGGUUAGUCUGGCGCACAGAUUCUAUCCAAAGCAUAUGAGGCCCAUGGAGAGAAUGGGCUUACUUCUCGGACGCAACGGAACACUCACAGAGGUGUCGAGCAUUAAAACCGGCUACGAGGGCAUGGAGCAGUUUGGCUACAUUGAUUCACUGAAUGGCAUGGAUCGUUUGCCGCACUGGAAUGAGGAGCCCUGCACGAGCAUAGCCGGCUCCGAGGGUUCCUUCUUUCCGCCUCGAGACAUUACCAAGUCGGAUUUGGUGCACAUCUAUGACAAGGAUCUGUGCCGCAUUAUACCACUCAAGUAUGUGGAGCGUGUGGAGAAAGAUGGCCUCGCAGCGGAUCUAUACCGAUUGCCCAACAAUUCCUACGGCGAUUCGGCCCACAAUCCGGAGAAUAAAUGCUACGAUGCCAACGACUAUGAUGCUGUGAGGGGUCUGCAGAAUAUCAGUCCAUGUCAGUAUGGCGCACCCGUUUACAUAUCUAAUCCACAUUUCUAUGAGGCGGAUCCCGAGCUCCUUGAUGCCGUCGAAGGUUUGCAUCCACAGCAAGAGAAACAUGAAACCUACUUCAAAAUUCAACCAAAACUUGGAGUGCCUCUGGAGGGCAAGGUGCGCAUACAGCUUAAUCUGAAGGUGACGCAAGCCAAGGACGUUCAUCCGGUGCGUGAUUUUCGUGACUUUGUAUUUCCGGUCAUGUGGCUCGAGGAGGGCAUUACGGAGCUGACGCCCGCAAUAAAGGGCUGGCUCUAUCUGGCAACGGUUAUAGCGCCACAUGCGGUGCCAAUUGGCUCCUAUCUGAUGAUCGUGGGCGGAGCAUCGGCUGUUAUAUUCAGCUUUGUGCGUGCCUAUCGCAACUUUGUGUUCGCACGCGAUCCCUCGCUGGAGAUACUCGAGAUGGGCAGACGUUCGUUGCGGCGCGGCAGCAGCUUCAUUGCCCAUCAGCAGCACAAGCUGCUGCUCCAUCAUCGGGACAGCUAUGUGCUGCUCCGCACGAUGCCGCAUGCCAUGACUGCCUGCCUGGAUCCGGAGCGGGACAGAGAUGAUGUCCAGCCGAUAAUAGAUUAUACUCUAAUCAACCAGGAAGCAUAGUAAUAAGUGUACGGGCGAGUGUGUGUGCGAGUGUGUGUGUGCGAGUGUGCGAGAGUGUGUGUAUGAUUGUUGUUUAGGCUUAGUCACAUUCUGGCCAAAAUCGUGGCAUAUGCUGUUGCCAAAACAAAAAGUUUUCGUUGUUACAGGGUUUUAAUAUUUUAUUCAUUUCAUUUUCACAACUGCAGCACAAAUUACAUAAAUUCAUUUUCUUGCAACUAAAAGCCAAAUCGGGUUUACUAGUUAUAUAGUACAUAAAUAUAUAUAUAUA